CUCGUUAUCUUAAAUAUUCAUUUCUUUAUAACGGAUAGUUAUAAUGAUAUUUUGAUUGGAUAGGAAAAUUGUGCGUAAUUUUUGCUAACGAUUUAACACAUUCAUUUCUAUAAAAACCGAUGAAAAACGCUACGCAAAUUCAAUUUCUAUUGAUCUAGGAGUGUUCAAUUUUUAGAAUUUUUUUAUUAACGAAUAGUUAAUUGCGCGAAAUUAUUAAUGAGUUCUGUUAUCUUUGCCAAUCACGUGCAGUUUCUCUAUAAUUUUUCCAAUUCUAUUAUUCAUUUCCCGCUGAGUUCGUUUAUCUCUAAGGCAAAGGCUUGCACAAGUAAGCAUUGCGUCAAUAUUUUUAUGUACGUGCUUAUAAAGUUUUUUUACACACGCACACACACACAUGAAUGUGUGUGUGCGUUACUUUUGAGUAACCAAAAGCUCUAGCCUUGAAUGAAAAAUAUUUUUAUGUAAUUUUUAGUAGAUGUUGCGUAACGCCAAUUUUAUAUGGAUAUAUUAUUGCAACGCAUAUAUAUGUAUAGUCAGCUGUAAAGUUUCAAAUCAGUGUAGUAGAAAAGGUUUGAAAAAAACUGCUACGAAAUAAAGUAAAGUUCGCUAAACGAUUGAUUAAGGUUGUUGAUUUUGAUCGUCGUUGAAUACCGGCUACUCAAUUACGUAUAGUAAAAGUAGGCAGAUCAAAUGAGCCCAUUGAGUCGUAAUAUUUUAUCAUUUAGUCGCAUAGUUCUCACUUGUUCAGCAAAAAACUUUCACGUUGCUUUACGGAACAUGGUGAUCGCAGUUGGAAGUAAACUACCUGCAGUGGACUUGUAUGAAGAUACUCCUGCCAAUAAAAUUAAUCUUAAUCAACUAUCUGCUGGAAAAAAGAUAAUUGUUUUUGCUGUACCAGGUGCUUUUACUCCAGGAUGUUCCAAAACACAUUUACCAGGUUAUAUAGAAAGAGCAGAUGAAUUAAAAUCUAAGGGAUAUAAUGAAAUUUGUUGCAUUGGAGUUAAUGACCCCUUUGUCAUGGCAGCAUGGGGAAAGAAUCAAAAUGCCCAAGGGAAAGUUCGUAUGUUGGCUGAUCCUGCUGGAGUAUUCACAGAUGCAUUAGGCCUUUUGGUUGAUUUGGCUGUACUAGGUGGUAAACGUAGCAAAAGAUAUUCUAUGAUUGUGGAAGACAGUACAGUAAAAGAGCUUAAUGUUGAACCAGAUAAUACUGGAUUAAGCUGUUCUUUGGCAGACAAAAUCAAAUAAUUCUAUAUCAAACAUAUUCCAUUUUUACAAUUAUAUAAAUUUGUUUAAUUUAUGAAUUUAUUUUAAGCACAACUGUGAAAAAUUGUUUUUUUAAUAAAGUAGCAUACAAGUUCUUCCAACAUCUUAAAGCA
Molecule: messenger RNA, 1373 nt
Organism: Phymastichus coffea
Lineage: Eukaryota; Metazoa; Arthropoda; Insecta; Hymenoptera; Eulophidae
Gene: Prx5
Product: peroxiredoxin-5, mitochondrial
Exons: 4
Coding region: 688-1242 (184 amino acids)
Biological process (GO): hydrogen peroxide catabolic process; cellular response to oxidative stress; cell redox homeostasis
Cellular component (GO): cytoplasm; mitochondrion; peroxisome
Molecular function (GO): thioredoxin peroxidase activity
Source: RefSeq, a predicted model, not a curated record